AAACUUGCCUGCAAAUGGUCCCAUCGAUCCAUUCCUCCUUUAUAUACUUCAGGAAUUAAACCAUUAGUGUUCAUCAUUGAAUUCCAUGGCUAAUCUCAUGCUAUUCCUCCUCAUUUCAACCUCUCAAUUUCUCUAUGCAACAUCAAACAAGACUCCAGAGCCUUAUGUUGUCUAUAUGGGAAGCAUCAAUAACAAGAAGGAUACAUCACAUUUACAAAUGCUAUCUACCAUAAUUCCAAGUGAGGAAAAGGACAGAGUGACACUAAUCCACAGUUAUAGCAAUGCAUUCAAAGGGUUCUCUGCUAUGCUAACAGAAGAAGAAGCUGCUCAAUUAUCUGGGGAAGAUGGAGUUGUAUCAGUGUUCCGUGACCAAAACCUUCAACUUCAUACAACACGUUCAUGGGAUUUCUUAGAGUCAGAAUUUGGCUUUGGCUCACAGAAAUUUCAGCCAAGAUUUGCCAGCGAUGUAAUUAUUGGCCUGGUUGAUACCGGUAUAUGGCCAGAAUCUCCAAGUUUUGAUGAUACAGGGAUGAGUGAAAUCCCUUCAAAAUGGAAAGGAGUUUGCAUGGAAGGAAUUGAUUUCAAGAAAUCAAACUGUAACAAGAAGCUCAUAGGAGCCAGAUACUAUGGCAACCAACCAAGCUCAAUUCACUUACCAUCCAAUGGCACAAGCACAACACCAUCCCGGGGAUCUCCAAGGGAUGAUGUAGGCCAUGGAACACACACGGCAUCAACAGCAGCUGGUACAAUGGUCUUGAAUGCAAGUUACUACGGUCUUGCACAUGGUGCAGCUAAAGGGGGUUCUCCAUCGAGUAGGCUUGCAAUGUACAAGGCAUGUUCGAUAGGCGGUUGCGCAAGCUCAGCUGUGCUUAAGGCUAUUGAUGAUGCAGUUAGUGAUGGUGUCGAUAUAAUAUCGAUUUCCAUUGGCAUGAGCUCAAUGUUCCAAUCAGAUUUCCUUAGUGAUCCCAUUGCCAUUGGUGCGUUCCAUGCAAACCAGAAAGGUGUUUUGGUGGUGUGUUCUGGUGGAAAUGAUGGACCAGAUCCUUAUACUGUGAUCAAUGCAGCUCCUUGGAUACUAACUGUUGCUGCAUCCAGUAUAGAUAGGACUUUCCAAUCUAGCAUUGUUCUUGGCAAUGGAAAUGUGAUAAAGGGAAUUGGCAUUAAUUUUUCUAAUCUCACUCAUUCUGCAUCCUAUCCACUUGUCUUUGGUGGAGAUGCUGCUGCACAAGAUACACCUGCCUCUGAAGCAAGCAAUUGCUAUCCCGGAUCUUUAGAUUCAAGAAAGACUGCAGGAAAGAUAAUUGUGUGUGUGGACAGUGACCCAUCAGUCACAAGGAAAGUAAAGAAAUUAGUAGCUCAAGAUGCUCAAACUAAAGGACUGAUUUUGAUCGAUGAAGUGGAAAAAGGAGUUGCUUUCGACUCUGGCAGUUAUCCAUUCUCAGAAGUCGGGAACAAGGUCGGAGUUCAAAUACUGAAAUACAUCAACUCUACCAAAAAUCCAGUGGCCACCAUUCUUCCAACUGUGGAUGUCACUGGGUAUAAACCUGCACCAGUUGUUGCAUACUUCUCUGCUCGAGGUCCCGGAGGGCUCACUGAAGGCAUUCUAAAGCCUGAUGUCAUGGCUCCUGGAGUAAGCAUUCUUGCAGCUUCAAUCCCAUCAAAAGAUAUUGGAACAGUUCCAGAUGGGAAAAAACCAUCAAACUUUGCAAUUAAAUCAGGAACUUCAAUGGCAUGCCCUCAUGUUGCCGGUGCUGCUGCAUUCAUUCGAUCAUCACAUCGAAGAUGGUCUCCUUCCAUUAUCCGAUCAGCAUUAAUGACGACCGCCAAAACAUCAAAUAACCUCGGAAAACCACUGACAAACAGCUCAGAAGGCAAUGCUAAUCUUCACGAGACUGGAGCCGGAGAAAUAAGCCCAGUAAGCUCUGUGAGGCCAGGCUUAGUUUUUGAAACUACAACAGAGGAUUACUUAUACUUUCUUUGCUACUAUGGAUACAAAGAACAAGUCAUUAGUGCCAUGGCAGGCACUAAAUUUAGCUGCCCAAGAAACUCUUCGCCAGAACUCAUCUCUAAUAUCAACUAUCCUUCAAUCUCUGUUUCUAAGGUUGAUGGUACCAAGAACACAGUGAGUGUUACUAGAACUGUAACCAAUGUUGGCCCUGGGAACUCUACUUACAGUGUAACUGUGGAAGCACCAAGUGGGUUCAUUGUCAGAGUUUCACCAGAGAAACUGGUUUUCAAUAAGAGAUGGAUGAAGGCAAGCUAUGAAGUUAGCUUUGAUGUUAAGGGUGCUAAGAAAGGAUAUGGAUUUGGAUCAUUGAUAUGGUCUGAUGGCGCUCACAUUGUUAGAUCUGUUUUUGCUGUGAAUGUUUUAUAGUUUGAUUUUUGUUUGAUUUUUUUUUUCCUUUUCACUUUUGCUUUGUGUAUUUUUACCCUGUUUAUGGGUGUUUAAAUCCUUAUGUUACGCGUGCAUUUCGGUCACUCGGUGGCUGAUUUUUUUUUUUCAUAAAGGUGUGAGGAAGUGGACA
Dioscorea cayenensis subsp. rotundata (Guinea yam) is the source of this 2525-nucleotide messenger RNA. RefSeq names its product CO(2)-response secreted protease-like. The transcript is spliced from 11 exons. Gene Ontology annotation, molecular function: serine-type endopeptidase activity. The record is from RefSeq and is a predicted model, not a curated record. Lineage: Eukaryota; Viridiplantae; Streptophyta; Magnoliopsida; Dioscoreales; Dioscoreaceae. Bases 86 to 2374 code for a protein of 762 amino acids. Gene Ontology annotation, biological process: proteolysis.